Messenger RNA from Terrapene triunguis (Three-toed box turtle), 1173 nucleotides. Its product is annotated as olfactory receptor 6B1-like. The transcript is spliced from 2 exons. The record is from RefSeq and is a predicted model, not a curated record. The coding region runs from base 1 to 1173 and encodes 390 amino acids. Lineage: Eukaryota; Metazoa; Chordata; Testudines; Emydidae. Gene Ontology annotation, biological process: G protein-coupled receptor signaling pathway. Gene Ontology annotation, molecular function: G protein-coupled receptor activity; olfactory receptor activity. Gene Ontology annotation, cellular component: membrane.
AUGGCGAAACACAAUGUCCAACAGAAACUAGAAUUAGCUAAAUUUGAAGCUGAAGAGAGACAAAAAGAAUAUGACAGACAGAUAGCUUUAAAUCGCUUGGAGGUGGAGAUGGAGGUGAAACGCUUGGAAGCAGAGGCGGAGAAGCACCGCUUGGAGAUGGAAGCGGAGGCGGAGAAGUUCCGCUUGGAGGCAGAGAUACGUCUCAUGGGGAAAGGAGAAGGCGAAAAUCAAACAUCCGUCACCAAGUUCAUCCUCCUAGGAUUUGGAAAUGUCCCAGAACUGCAGGUUCUUCUCUUCCUGGUGUUUCUAGUGAUCUAUGUGGUGACCAUGGCCAGGAACAUCCUCAUCGUUGUGCUAGUUGUGGCUGAUCAGUGCCUAUACACCCCUAUGUACUUCUUCCUGGGGAACUUGUCCUGCUUGGAGAAUGGCUACACCUCCACCCUCCUGCCCAGGAUGCUGGCCAGUCUCCUUACUGGGGAUAGAACCAUUUCUGUUGGUGGCUGUAUUAUGCAAUUAUAUUUAUUUGGUUCUUUAGUAGGUGCAGAAUGUUGUCUCCUAGCAGUGAUGUCUUAUGACCGGUAUUUAGCCAUAUGUAAAUCUCUGCAUUAUUCAACCAUUAUGAAAGGCAGCUUCUGUCUCCAUCUAGUAGUUGGGUCAUGGCUAUUGGCAUUUGUGGCUAGUAUUACCUUGCUUGUAUGUUUGAUUUCACAAUUAAUAUUCUGUGGCCCUAAUGAAAUUGACCAUUUCUUUUGUGACUUUACCCCAAUGAUAAAGCUUUCUUGUAAUGAUACCAACCUGGUCAUAUUGGUGAGUUUCAUACUCUGCUCCACAGAUGAGCUUUCCCCAUUUCUAUUAACAGUAACAUCCUAUAUUUCAAUCAUCACCACAAUCCUGAGAAUCCCUUCCACCACCGGGAGGAAAACAGCAUUUUCUAUCUGCUCAUCUCACCUCAUGGUGGUGACAAUUUUCUAUAGGACCCUGAUAAUUGUCUAUGUGCUCCCAGAUGUUGCUGCACUGAGAGACCUGAACAAAGUGUUCUCUGUCUUCUACACCGUCCUGAAUCCCAUGGUCAACCCCCUCAUCUACAGCCUGAGAAACAGAGAGGUCAAGGAAGCCAUGAGGAAAGUCAUCCAAACUAUGCCGCACUCACAAAAAUUUGGAUGGAUUGACUGA